Molecule: messenger RNA, 2128 nt
Organism: Nerophis lumbriciformis (worm pipefish)
Lineage: Eukaryota; Metazoa; Chordata; Actinopteri; Syngnathiformes; Syngnathidae
Gene: rmp64
Product: nucleolus and neural progenitor protein
Biological process (GO): positive regulation of Notch signaling pathway
Cellular component (GO): nucleus
Source: RefSeq, a predicted model, not a curated record
CGACAGACUUCCGGUGUUUCCUCCACACAGAAUGGAACCGUGGAACAGAAUAAACGUUCUUUUCCCGAGUGCCGUUUAUUGUGUUUGCGUACCUUACACUCCAAAAACAGAUGUGAAUGUAAUCAACCUGUUGGUGGAAAAUGGCAACGUCCUCAAAUUGCUUCGAAGUACUUUACUUCAGACGGAAGUGCGAGUUUUGUACGACUUGCUGUACAAUCUGAACAACAGCUCCAGAAGCAACAAGACCUUUCGGGUGAUGAAGCAGGUGGAGCAAUGCAUCAACAGACUGAAAGAUAUGAAGUUGGACGUUGCUCUCCAGGAUCUGUAUGAUAUUUGCCCUAGAAAGAUUCAAAGGAAGUUGGGCAAGAAGGUUGAGGAGUGUGAUCUUCCCAGCCAACCCAUGUUGGAGUGGGUCUGUCUCAAAGUGCUGGGAGCGGCACAAUUAAUGAGCUGCACAAUGAAACGCUGCUGCAAAGGUUUUGUCUUGUCAAGGCAGCACAUGAACAUUGAGUUCAUCAUCAUGAAUAUGGUGAUAACCAGCAUGUUCAGUCGUUUCUGGGUGAUUUUCAGAGGGAUCCUGGCCAGUCUGCGCUCUCUCUAUCGGCAGCUCUAUGAUCUCCGUGGCAAAGUAUCCGAGGCUAAGCCCAUGCCCUUCCUCACAGACUUCUGUCUUCCAGCAGACGUGGCUGACUUUCUUGGUCCUUCUGACGCAGCUUUACUCCCUGCAAAGCACACAAUCCAAGUUAAAGCUCAGAAGGGGAAAGUUGAAAAACAAAAGCCUCCCAUCAAAACAAACAACUUGGGGCCGACGAGGAAGAUCAGAGAAGACCUCGGCGUUGCAGUGCAAAGAGAACUGGAGUUUGACUCGGACAUUAAACCUAUUCAAACCAUUUUCGGGAACAUAGCAAAGAAGAAGAUCCUCCCAAAGGAAAAAAACAAGGCUGAGAAGAAACAGAUGUUUCAGAGACAAGUAAAGCAAGUCUCAACGUUUAAAGACAUGGCCUCCUGUCUAGAAGAAAUGAUCCUGUGGUGCAAGUCCAAGAAAACGAAUAAGCGUGAACGCCUCCUAACCUUCCUAAAGUUGAAGUGCCGUCGGCUGAGAGGACUAGAGGCUGCAGGUUACAAAGUGCAAAAGAAGUUGCAGACAUUCAAACAAGAAGCUUGCCAGGCCUUCUGCGGCGUCCCAGGGCCAGUGCGGAAGACCUGCCCGCCUGCUGUGGCUUGCAGAAGACGUGGUCGCCUGAGAACACGUUUGUGGACCCUCAGGAUGCAAUUCAAGUCAUCUGAAAUGAGAAGGCAUGUAAAAAGGAAACAAAGGCAGAAGAAAUGUGUGUCAUCGGGACUGUUGAUGCAGAAUGGCGGGUUAAGCGAAAUGGACAAAGCAACCGCAUGCACGGUUGACUCUGGAAAGCAGGAUGACAUCGAUGAUAUAUUUGCUUGUGUAGGUCUGUGAUGAUUUUUCAUGGUGGUGCCGGAAAAAUAUGGAUUCGCAUCCAAAUAGUUAUUUUGAAAGAUUCUGACUCAAUUCAUCAUUUUAAAGGGGAACAUUGUCACAAUUUCAGAAUGGUUAAAACCAUUAAAAAUCAGUUCCCAGGGGCUUAUUAUAUUUUUCGAAGGUUUUUUCAAAAUUUUACCCAUCACGCAAUAUCCCUAAAAAAAGCUUCAAAGUGCCUGAUUUUAACCAUCGUUAUAAACACCCGUCCAUUUUCCUGUGACGUUACAUAGUGAAUACAAACAAACAUGGCGGAAAGAACAGCAAGCUAUAGCGACAUUAGCUCAGAUUCAGACUCGGAUUUCAGCGGUUUAAGCUAUUCAACAGAUUACGCAUGUAUUGAAACGGAUGGUUGUAGUGUGGAGGCAGGUAGCGAAAACGAAAUUGAAGAAGAAACUGAAGCUAUUGAGCCAUAUCGGUUUGAACCGUAUGCAAGCGAAACCGACGAAAACGACACGACAGCCAGCGACACGGGAGAAAGCGAGGACGAAUUCGGCGAUCGCCUUCUAACCAACGAUUGGUAUGCGUUUGUUUGGCAUUAAAGGAAACUAACAACUAUGAACUAGGUUUACAGCAUAUGAAAUACAUUUGGCAACAACAUGCACUUUGAGAGUGCAGACAGCCCAAUUUUCAUCA